AUGAAUAGCUUUGGCAUUUUGUCUUCAUUUGAUCACAACGUGCAAGAAUGGAAGUCGUAUAAAGGCCGAAUUACGCAAUGGUUUAUUGCAAACGACAUCACCCAGAAGAAUGAUACAGCUGGAGCCAAGAGACGGGCGAUCCUGCUCAGCGCACUAACCGACGGUACUUAUAAGUUGGCAGCGGAUCUGGCACUGCCAAAGGAUAUCCAGGAAGUACCGUAUGAUGAGAUAGUGAAGUUAUUGGAUGAGCACUUUCUUCCAAAAAUAUGCGGCUUCAGCGAGCGUUACAAUUUUUAUGCGGCUGUGCAGCAGCCGGGCGAGACAUAUACACAAUGGGCGUCAAGGCUACGAGGACUUACAGCACAUUGUCGAUUUAGUAACGUCGAGGAAGCGUUACGAGAUCGGUUUGUGAUGGGCAUGGUAGCAGGCCAUGAACGAGAGAAGCUGUUCGCGCAGGACAUUGACAAGCUGAACCUGGCCAAGGCAGUGGAGCUGGCGGAGAGCGCGCGGUGCGCGCGCGCUGGUGCCGCAACUACUACGGCCGGCCUUGGGCAGCCGGUGUUCAGGAUCGCCAAACAAAAUAGUGCUACAGCCACUAGUGCCGGUAAAAUAAAGUGUACAGUGUGCGGUCGUAACAAUCACGAGUCAUCCCAAUGUCGGUUUGCAAGCUAUAAAUGCAAAAAGUGUAACACCAAGGGUCAUUUACGUAAAAUGUGUAAUAAGGUUAAUUACGUGUUGACAGGUGAUGUAAGUGAGGACGACGACGGUAAGUCAUUGUUUAACAUACGCUCAGACCGUGGGGAACCUAUGACAGAAACAGUUUCAAUUUACGGGAAAAAUGUACAAUUUCAAAUAGAUAGUGGAUCAGCAGUAUCAGUCAUAUCCGAGGGUACUUAUAAAAACAUGUUCAGUAAUAUUCCGUUGCUAGAUUCCAAUAAAAGUUUUUUUAGCUACACCGGAAACAUUAUGAAAUGUAUAGGGUACUUAAACUUGCCGGUGACGUACCGACAACACACUCACACAUUGGACAUUUACGUCAUUCAAAAUGGCGGACCACCAUUAUUAGGCAGGGAUUUCAUAUCAAAAUUUAAACUUAAGUUGACGCCUUGUAAUUUUCUGAAGUGUGAGCAGAGUAUGGUGGAGCAAUUCCAAUCGCGUUACCCGGAAGUAUUUUCGAAUAAGUUGGGUAAAUUUAAUAAAUAUCGUGUUAAAUUAAAAUUAAAGGAUAAUGUGAAACCGAUAUUCUGUAAAGCGCGUCCAAUUGCGUUCGCGUUACGUGACAAGGUGGAUAAAGAAAUAACACGUUUAGUGGAUCUAGGUGUACUUAAACCGGUAUCGCACUCUGAGUACGCGUCACCUAUUGUUCCCGUGCUAAAAAACAACGGUUCGGUUAGGUUGUGCGCCGACUAUUCGGUUACUAUUAACAAACAGCUGUUGAUAGAACAAUAUCCUCUACCCACGGUACACGAACUAUUUUCAAGGCUGUACGGGGGCCAACAAUUUUCAAAGAUUGACUUAUCUAUGGCCUAUAAUCAAUUUUUGUUAGACGAAGAGUCUCAACCUGUCACAUGCAUCAAUACACAUCGGGGUCUAUUUAAUUACACUCGACUAGUUUUCGGGUUGUCUUCUGCGCCGUCUAUAUUCCAGCGCGCCAUGGAAACGACGCUUUCAGGGUUAGACGGGGUCCUGUGUCUGCUUGACGACAUUUUAGUCACUGACCAGACCCCGGGGGGACAUUUGAAGAAGUUGAAUAUAGUUCUGCAAAGGCUUCAGGAUGCAGGAUUAACUGUGCAGAAAGAUAAAUGCGAUUUCUUUAAAAAUGAAGUAAAAUAUUUAGGUUAUAUAAUAACCAAAAAUGGAUUACAGAAAGAUCCGGAAAAGGUGAAGGCUAUAGCUGAUGCGCCCAUUCCAUCUGACGUUAAUACAUUGCAAUCAUUUUUAGGACUGGUAAACUACUACAGGAAUUUCGUGGCGGGAGCAUCCUGCAUCUUGAGUCCUUUGUAUGACCUAUUAAAAAAGGGGGUUAAGUGGAACUGGUCUACGUCACAUCAACAAGCGUUUGAUAAAAUUAAGAAAUGUUUGACGUCGGAUCAGGUCUUAACACACUUUAAUUCAAACGCCAAAAUAGUUUUAAUUGUCGAUGCUUCCCCGUGCGGCUUAGGUGCUAUUUUGUCCCAAAUAGACAAUGAGGGGUUAGAGCGUCCGGUAGCAUUCGCUUCCCGCACGUUGAACGCAGCUGAGAAAAACUACUCACAGAUACAGAAAGAGGCGACCGCAAUAAUAUUUGGAAUACGCCGGUUCCAUCAAUAUUUAUAUGGCAGAUCAGAUCCAUUUAUAUUACGCACGGAUCACAAGCCGUUAAUUUCUAUUUUCGGCCCACACAAAGGUAUACCGGAAGUGUCGGCUAAUAGAUUGCAGAGAUAUGCAAUGUUUUUAAGUGCAUACAAUUAUACAAUCGAGUAUGUUCGUAGUGCCGACAACAACGCGGAUUUUCUGUCUCGCGCGAGUUUACAGGGUGAGUCACCGCGGGCUCGCGCCGAGAGCGAGGGAGACAACAUCGGCGCACACACCGCCGCCGCCGCCGCUCCCAUUGAUCGCGCAUCAUACAUUAACUUUGUUGUCGAAGGCGACAUGCCGUUAACCUUGAAUGAGUUACGCAAAGCUACUAAAGAGGAUGCUGUAUUACAGUUAGUGGUAAAUUAUGUUCAAAACGGUUGGCCUAAAAAAAUAGUGGACUCGCAGUUGAAACCCUAUCAUUUAUGUAAGACCCAAUUAUCAUAUGAAGACGGUUGUUUAAUGAGGGGUCAUAAGGUGAUACUUCCCGAAUCUUUGCGGUCGAAGGUUUUAUUAGAGUUACAUAGCUCGCAUUUAGGUAUCGUAAAAACGAAAUCAGAAGCUAGGUCUCGGUUUUGGUUCCCAGGCAUUGAUGCAAUGCUAGAAAAAAUGAUACACUCGUGUGAAAUAUGCAAACAGCUACGGCCCUCGCCACCCAGAGCGCCUUUAGCACCAUGGGAGUUUCCCCAUACACCAUUUCAUAGGUUACACGUCGACUUUCUGGGGCCGCUGAAUAAUCAAACGUUCUUAGUAGUGGUAGAUGCGCACACCAAAUGGUUAGAAGUAUACGACGUGAGCACUUCUACCACCUCGGCGACCGUUAUUGAAAAACUUUACGACUUUAUGUCUAAGUACGGAUUACCCCACACAAUUGUUAGCGAUAACGGUACUGCGUUCACAUCCGCUGAGUUUACAAAAUUUUGUUUAUUAAAUGGUAUUGCUCAUAUUACAUCACCACCUUACAAUCCUGCUAGUAAUGGACAAGCAGAAAGUUUCGUAAAAAUUGUCAAAAAGGGCAUAAAGUCAAGCGUUUUAGGUUCACGCAAUAGGAAUGAGUGUAGGCUAAAAAUUUUGAAAUAUCUGUUUGACUAUAGGAAUUCAGUACAUUCUGUCACGGGUUCAUCACCGGCUGAGUUGGUGUUUGGGCGUAAGCUGAGAACACGUCUAGAUUUACUUCACCCAAAGUUAACGUCGACCCCACUCACAUCACUAAAUGACGAUGUUAAACAAAAACAGUGCUCGCAAAUUAAAUGCCAUGGCGGCAAUAAUAAACAAGUGUAUGCGCCAGGCGAUGAGGUUAUGUUUAAAAAGUUUCUGAAUAAUAGCAAAUUUUUGUGGUGCCAAGGUACUGUUAUAAAAAGACUCGGUAAAGUGCUAUAUUUGAUUAAAGACCAUGGUUCUUCUACUGACGUCAAAAAACAUAAAAAUCAAAUAGUAUUAAAUAAAGGUAUGUCUCCACCCGGGGAUUUGGGCGAUUUUAUGUGGGAAAGCGACCCAAUUCAAAGCGAACAUAGCGGUUCUCAGUUGCCAAGCAGAGGGGAGGGAGAAAGAGAUGAGGAGGAAUUCUCAUACUCACCAUCUCCUCAUAACCCGAGAUGUUCUAGAAGACUGUUGCGAGAUAUACCCAGGGUUGACUAUAAGCAGUUCUUCUAA
Messenger RNA from Parnassius mnemosyne (clouded apollo), 3987 nucleotides. NCBI's taxonomy places the organism in Eukaryota, Metazoa, Arthropoda, Insecta, Lepidoptera, Papilionidae. The record is from the annotation of a GenBank genome assembly.